AUGCUCUUGUGUCAGGACAUUGUGCUCGAGGAGGCCACCAUAGAUCAGCUGCAAGACUACAUGACAAAAGGAUUCCUCACCUCCCUUGAGCUUUUGCGGUGUUAUUUGAAAAGAGUUGCUCAAGUCGAUGGCUACACCAACUCCAUAAUUGAGCUCAACCCAGAUGCCGAGGCUAUUGCUACCGCUUUGGAUGCUGAGCGUGCAGCGGGGCGAGUUUGCGGCCCUUUGCAUGGCAUACCAUUCAUUGUGAAAGACAACAUUGCGACAAAGGAUCAAAUGGAGACGACGGCAGGUAGCUGGGCGCUAUUAGGAAGCGUGGUGCCUCGAGACGCCUUUGUAAUUGCAAAACUACGAGAAGCUGGAGCACUCCUAAUGGGCAAGGCCACGCUAUCCGAAUGGGCGGACAUGCGUUCAAACAACUACAGCGAGGGCUAUUCGGCGAGAGGAGGGCAAGCCAGGAACCCUUACAACUUGACUGUCAAUCCCGGAGGCAGUAGCUCGGGAAGUGCCGCCGCCGUCGCAGCCAAUGUCAUCUCUUUCUCAUUAGGUACUGAGACAGACGGUAGCGUCAUUAAUCCGGCGGAGCGCAACGCAAUAGUUGGUCUCAAGCCCACGGUGGGACUCACAUCUAGGGCUGGGGUAGUCCCGGAGAGCGCGCAUCAGGACACUGUCGGAACAUUUGGGCGGACUUUUUUGACUGAUCGAUAUGCGCUCAAGAAUGCUACCUUGGGUCUGCCUUGGGACAGUUUCUGGGUACAUGCCGAUGACGAACAGCAAUCCCAACUGAUGUCUGUUAUCGAUUUGAUCGAAAGUGCCGGCGGUACCGUGAUCAACAACACCGAGCUGCCGAACUAUAGGACCGUUGUCUCGCCAGACGGCUGGAAUUGGGACUAUGGCACCACUCGAGGCUAUCCAAAUGAGUCUGAAUACACGGUCGUAAAGGUGGAUUUCUACAACAACAUCAAGACAUAUCUCUCCGAGCUUCAGAACACACAAAUACGCAGUCUUGAGGACAUUGUGGCAUACAAUCUCGCAAAUGAUGGUACCGAAGGUGGAAAUCCUUGGCCGUUGGGUAUUCCAGCAUUCUAUUCUGGUCAAGACGGCUUCCUGGCUUCACUGGAAACAAAAGCACGCGGGAAGACGGCAUAG
This is a messenger RNA of Parastagonospora nodorum SN15, 1149 nucleotides long. RefSeq lists its product as hypothetical. The transcript has 3 exons. The coding region runs from base 1 to 1149 and encodes 382 amino acids. The record is from RefSeq and is a predicted model, not a curated record. Lineage: Eukaryota; Fungi; Ascomycota; Dothideomycetes; Pleosporales; Phaeosphaeriaceae.